GUCAUCCACUCUCCACAUAAGGAAGUGAGCAACAGUGUGUUGCUCAAAUUGAUACUUUUCUGAGGCAGCUGCUGUCCUUGAACUGAAGAUAUGGCUUACCCAGGAUAUGGUGGUUAUGGAGGUCCCCCCAUGCCAGGGGCACCUCCCCAGGGCAUGCCGGGUAUGCCAAAUGGGGCGCCCAUGGCAGGCGGAUACCCUCCGUACGGGGGCUUUCCUGGAACUUUCGCGCCGCCUCCUGUCAGUGACCCCAUGUGGGGUUAUUUUACAGCCAUAGCGGGACAGGAUGGUGAAGUAGACGCCGAGGAACUCCAGAGGUGUCUGACACAGACUGGUAUAAGCGGCACCUACACGCCCUUUAGUCUGGACACGUGUAGAAUCAUGAUCGCUAUGUUGGACAGAGAUAUGACGGGAAAGAUGGGUUUUAACGAGUUUAAAGAGCUUUUUGCAGCUCUCAAUGGCUGGAAACAGAACUUCAUGAUGUUCGAUCAGGAUCGGAGCGGAACAGUGGAACCUCACGAGAUGUCCCAGUCCAUCACGUCUAUGGGUUACAGGGUCAGCCCCCAAGCUCUAAAUGCUAUCAUCAAGCGCUACAGCAGGGGGGGACGGAUCUACUUUGACGACUACGUGGCAUGCUGUGUGAAGCUCAGGGCACUCACAGAAAAUUUCAAGAGGAGAGAUGCCAUGCAACAAGGGACAGUGAACUUUCAGUAUGAUGAUUUCAUCCUGUGUACCAUGUCAAUCUAAGGAGAACUGUGACAAGUUUGGCUGUGGACUGCACUUCAGGAGAGAAACGCCUGAAAGAGAUGGAAAAAAUAAAUACAUACAGAAAUAUACAUAGAGAGAGAGCAAAUGCAUAGCUAUAGAUAAAACGCUGUCAAGUGCUUUUAGACUGAUGAUGACAAUGUACUUAAGUGCCACUAGUUUCGUAUUUACGGUCCGCUAAUGCACAAGAAGCUUUAUCUAUACGAGCAAAUCAUAUUAGAUACAUAUUCUUUUAUAUGAAUGGCUAUAUUGCAUUGAAGAUGUUUAAAACAAAAAAAAAACCAGUCUGUUAAAAUGUGCUGUUGUGAGUAGUUGCCACAAAGCACUUGGCAUAAUAUCUCUAAAACGAUUUAUUGCACGUAACUCAACAUUUCUGUCAGUUUUGGUGCCAAUUUUAACAUCGUUUUUUUUUUAUAUAUAUAUAUAUAUGAUUUGUAUUCACAGAUUCCAUGUAUGAAUUUAUUUGUACUGUAUUAAAACAUAUACAGCUACA
Chanos chanos (milkfish) is the source of this 1255-nucleotide messenger RNA. It is a transcript of the gene gca, whose product is annotated as grancalcin. Bases 91 to 744 code for a protein of 217 amino acids. Gene Ontology annotation, molecular function: calcium ion binding. The transcript has 8 exons. The record is from RefSeq and is a predicted model, not a curated record. Lineage: Eukaryota; Metazoa; Chordata; Actinopteri; Gonorynchiformes; Chanidae.